This is a messenger RNA of Lathyrus sativus (Indian pea), 438 nucleotides long. Lineage: Eukaryota; Viridiplantae; Streptophyta; Magnoliopsida; Fabales; Fabaceae. The record is from the annotation of a GenBank genome assembly.
AUGAACCCACCUCAUAGUUGCUCAACAACUUUGUUUAAUCAGGAUCAUCAAAAACUAACCUCACAGUUAAUGUCUCAGACAUUAAUGCCUUUUGUAGACAAGGAUCCUUCUAUUAAGGUUAGUGUUUGCAUAAGUAAAAUUGUUUCUGAAUACAAUUUUACUCCGUCUUACAGAAAGACAUGGAUAGCAAGAAAUAAAGCAAUUGAACAGGUUUACGGUAACUGGGAGAGCUCAUACAAUGAACUUCCACAUUUUCUGUUAGCACUUAAAAAAUUCGUUUCGGGCACUGUGCUGGAAAUAGAAACCUUACCCAUGUAUACAGCUGACGGAACUAUUGUUGAAGGGAAACACAUCUUCCACCGGCUAUUCUGGGCAUUCCAACCAUGCAUCAGGGAUUUUGCCUAUUGCAAACCUAUACUUCAAAUUGACGGAACCUAG